AUGGAGAGCGUCUAUGAUGCAAAUCAUGCAAUAUAUAACGAACAACUGAAAUCUGGUCGCAGAUAUUAUUGUGAGGAAUAUAACGUUAUCAAAGAAUUAGCAUUAAACAGAGAAUUCUCAGAUAAUUGCUUAGAAAACAUGAGAAUCCUCGAUCUUGGCUGUGGUUCAGGAGAAUUUGUGGCACACAUGAUUCAAAAAGGAGCCCAGACUGCAAUUGGUAUUGAUAUUUCUCAAAAAAUGAUUGAUGACGCCAAUAAUUUACUUUCCAGCCAGCCACAGCUAUCAUCACGUUUUUCAUUCGCUAAAGCAAAUUGUUUUUCCAUCGAAAAUGUGCAAGAAAUUUUGCCUCUUGAAAAAUACGCUGGCUAUUUUGACGCAAUUACUUCAAUAUUUUUACUAUGCUAUGCCCAAAGUGAAAGAGAAUUAAACGAUUUGUUUUGCCUUUGCAAUAAAUAUUUAAAGGAAAAUGGAACUUUUGCCUUUAUCACAACAAAUCCAAGAAUUGCAUUAGAAUUUCCAGAAUACCAAGAAAAAACCAAGACUGGAGGGUUUAGGCUGUUAAGUUUACAAGAAAAUAAUGGCUUGCCUUUGCUUGAAGGAGGAUUUUGCGAUAUUGAUACAAAUGAGCUAAGAUUUACAGUCAGCAAUAUAAUUUAUUCAAGAGCACAAAUCCAAUCUGCAUCAGAGCAAAAUGGCUUUGAAAUAGAGACAACUUUUUAUCCUGCUUUUCACCCAGACUUUGACAUUACUAGCCUUUCUACUAGGAUAAGCAUUGAUUUUCUCAACGGAAACGACUCAAUCAGUUUCUUUUUUAAAGCCAAAAAAGUUCGCUCUUUAUAG
Messenger RNA from Blepharisma stoltei, 840 nucleotides. NCBI's taxonomy places the organism in Eukaryota, Ciliophora, Heterotrichea, Heterotrichida, Blepharismidae. The record is from the annotation of a GenBank genome assembly.